UUUUUUUUAACAGUUUCUAUUGUUUUUCCAGCAUUGACACACACCGAAUUCUUAUACCAACAAUAUGGGGACUGAUUUCUUUCGUCGGAGCUGUGGGGAACAUCAUUGUUAUUUUCACGAUGGGCAUACGCCGCAGAUCAGCCACCAACUGUUACAUUAUUAACGUGGCGCUGGCGGACUUGGCUUUCAUUCUGUUUGUGGUGCCCAUAACCACAGCAGCUUACGCGUCCAACAACUGGGAGUAUGGCACGGUUAUGUGCAAAGUCAACUUCUACAUUAUCUACGCUACGCUAUUAUCAACAUGUCUAACUCUGACGGCGAUGACCAUAGAUCGAUACUACGCUAUUGUCCAUCCAAUCCGGUCAUUGAGCAGACGAACUCCUAAGUCAACCUUGGUUAUAUGCAUAGCUAUCUGGCUGGCUUCCAUGAUCGUGAGCAGCCCUUAUCUGAUGGUUCAAGAAGUUCGGCACAUCCCGAAAGAGAAUUCUACUGUCUGUAUGGCACAGUGGCCGGAUGAAUGGGAGAAAGUCGUCAUUAUUGUCGUUGUUAUGGUAACUUACGUCAUCCCACUGUGUGUUAUCAUCAUCAGCUACACGCUCAUUCUGAAGUUCUUGUGGCGACAUCGCAUUGGCAUCCGACGGGAGUUCAAUCAUAAUUCACAAUCGUCCGAACCAGUCAUGGGCGGAGAGUCCACCAUCGCUGAACGCCGAAAGAAAGUCGCCAAAAUGGUUGCCGCUGUAGUCAUCCUAUUCGCAUUGAGCUGGCUGCCCAUCCACGUCUUCAACUUGUGCUUCAUCUUGAUGCCCAACUUCCCAAAGAGCCAGAUCAUCUGUGUCAAUCCCUUUGUCUACACAAUCAUGGGAGACAGCUUUCGCAAAGCGUUUAGAGAAUCUCUGCCGUGGUGCAGGAAUUCCCCAUCCAACAGCCUCAGGACGAGUUAUUCGAGAAGGACGGGUAGUACGACGGAGACACGUUUUAAUGGAGAAUGA
Messenger RNA from Candidula unifasciata, 989 nucleotides. The record is from the annotation of a GenBank genome assembly. Lineage: Eukaryota; Metazoa; Mollusca; Gastropoda; Stylommatophora; Geomitridae.